This is a messenger RNA of Chroicocephalus ridibundus (black-headed gull), 1485 nucleotides long. RefSeq names its product arylformamidase (gene AFMID). The transcript is spliced from 11 exons. The record is from RefSeq and is a predicted model, not a curated record. Lineage: Eukaryota; Metazoa; Chordata; Aves; Charadriiformes; Laridae. Gene Ontology annotation, molecular function: arylformamidase activity; lipase activity. The coding region runs from base 95 to 1060 and encodes 321 amino acids.
CCCGCCCCCGGGGCCGCGUCUGGCGAGGCCCGGAAUCGGGACCGGGACCGCCACCGGGAUCGCGAUCGGGACCGGGACCGGGACCGGCAGCAGCAUGGGGGUCUGGCGGGACAUGCCGGUGGAGGCGCUGGAGCAGCAGUACUCCCCCAGCCGCUGGUCCCCCCGCCUGGACAGCGAGGCCGUCAUCCAGGCCCACCUGGAGGCCACGGCGGCGGGGACCCAGCGGGCCCGGGCCGGCGCGCAGACCUCGCUGCACGUCCCCUACGGCGACGGAGACCGGGAGAAGCUGGACAUCUACUUCCCCGCGGAGCCCGCCGGCGCAUUCCCGGCCCUGGUCUACAUCCACGGCGGAUAUUGGCAGUGCCUGAGUAAGGACGAGUCGGGGUUCGCAGCCCCCCCGCUGGUGUCACAGGGGGUGGCGGUGGUGGCAGUGGGAUAUGACAUAGCCCCCAAAGGCCACAUGGACGCCAUGGUGCUGCAGGUGCGGCGCAGCCUCGCCUUCCUGGUGCAGCGGUACUCCAGGAUCAGAGGCCUGUACCUGUGUGGACACUCGGCCGGGGCCCACUUGGCAGCCAUGGUGCUGGCCACGGACUGGACGGAGUAUGGAGUGGUGCCGGAUAUCAAAGGAGCCGUGCUGGUGAGUGGCGUGUACGACCUCGAGCCCAUCCUGCACACCUACGUGAACGAUGCGCUGAACAUGAGCCGGGAGGUGGCCCAGAGGAACAGCCCCAUGCUCUGCAUCCCCUCAGCAGCGCCCAUGUCCUGCGAGGUACUUGUGGCUGUGGCCCAGCACGACUCCCCAGAGUUCCGCAGGCAGUCGCAGGAGUAUGGCCAGGCCCUGCGUGCUGCCGGCUGGUCCGUCUCCCUGCUGGAUCUCGCGGGCGUGGAUCACUUUGACAUCAUCGAGAAGCUGUCGGAGGAGAGCUAUGUCCUCACUCAGGUGGGGGAAGAACUCCCGUCCGCCCUUUGCCCCCCGAGCAUGGCUGAGACCGGCAGCCCAGGAGCGCUGUGCCGAGGGGAGCUUACCUGGGUGAUUCUGACCAUGAUUUCAAGAGCUUGAUGGCAUGUUGGGAGCAAACUGAACGGGAACCACAGCCCUGCGUGGCGGUGACAGGCAGCCUGUGCACACCCUGCCCUGCUCCGCUCCUCGCUCCUGCAGCACAGGGCAGCCUCUGCCUCCACACACCCUCUGUGAUCCCUCCGCUCCCUCCAGCCUGCAGCCGGCGGGGCGGCCUCAAGCACCGGUUAUCACCGAUUCUCGCCUGGGCUGGCGUUCCUUUGCUGGGGUGUUCCUGCCUGUCUGGAGUGCCCGGAGCUGGCAGGCCUGCAGGGCUCUGUCUGGAUGACCUGGUGAUGAAGUUUGUUCCAUCGGUUUCCUUUAAACUGCUUAUUGCCAAUACAAAAUAUAACGGGAAUAACUGCUGCAUGGGUGUAACUCUGCUCCCUGGGAGUUGGGGCUGUGCUAAGCUGGUGAGUGCACACCAG